UACUCAACAGAAGCUCUGCUGCUGAGUCGACCAGCAGGAUGGAGGAGGAGGCUCCAUCCCGGCGCUCUGUGGCUGAACUGGCAGGAAGGUUUAAAGCUUCGGCUCCUUCUGAUGCUGCUGCGACCGAAACAGAGAAGCCGGUCAGACGACGACCUCCUCGAACCUUACAGCUGUCCAAACCACCGGCAGACGACCAGGAGCAGGCUCCAGAGGUCACGUCUCCUCAACCCGGCAAAGUGAAGAGGAACUCUGCUCUCAUCGAGAAGCUUCAGGCCAACCUGGUUCUCUCUCCGACGGCCAUGCUUCCUUCUCCAAAGAGUCCCGGCUUCAGGUUGCUGCCUGCAGGCUUCGUCCUCCCCUCCCCCGUCUCCGCCCCGGAAACCACGGUAACGCCCACCAGUCCCGUCUCUGUCAGCCACUUGACCGCAGAGGACCCCACAUCUUUUGAAGAGCCUCCUACUGCGGCGGAGGGGUCCAUCCUGCCGAGCAUCAUCAAGGGCAGAGCUCGUCACUCCAUCCGACGACGACCUCCCUCCCGCCGCCACAGGAAGACCAGCAGCGAGGAUGAUGGCGGCGUGACCAACGAGGGAGAAGACACAACCCCGACCUCCCCGACCGAACCCAACAACAAAAUGUCAGAAGAAGGAGGAGGAGAGAAGAAGGAGGGAGGAGGAGAGGAAGACAAAACAGAGAGUCAUAAGAAAGAUGAAUCCCCCAAAGAAGAUCAGCCAAAGGACGGGAUCGACCUCCAAGGAGAAGACGAGAAGAAGGAGAAAAAGGAGGAGGAGAAGAUGGAAGUGGAGAAGAAGGACGAGAAAAAGGAGGAGGAGAUGGAAGUGGAGAAGAAAGAGGAGGGGAAGGAGGAGGAGAAGAUGGAAGUGGAGAAGAAGGAGGAGAAGAAGGAGGAGAAGGAUGAUGGAGAGCAGGUAAAGACGGAGGAGAAAGAUCAGGAGAAAAACUCAGAAGAGAAACAAGAAGACCAGACGAGUGCAGAGUCAGACGUCAACGAUGAACAGAGCGAGGAGGCGAUGAGUGAGAUUUCGGUCUUAUGAGGAGUCGGACGUCCGGUGGAGUUGGAGCGCCGGCGUCACGAAUAUCUACACGACAAACCUGCUUUACUACACGACACGCCGCCCUAACCUCUGACCUCUGACCUCUGGCGCCUAACCCACCCACCCAUCUGCUCAUGCCUACACCUGACCAAGCCGGGUGUCGUGUAGUAAACCAGGUGUGUCGUGUUGAUACUGCAAGUCUGCCUACGUGGAGCCAUAAGGAGCCCUUGCAGCGUUGGGAGGGAACCCCUGCAGCGUUGGGAGGGAACCCUUGCAGCGUUGGGAGGGAGCCCCUGCAGCAUUGGGAGGGAGCCCUUGCAGUGUUGGGAGGGAACCCCUGCAGCAUUGGGAGGGAGCCCUUGCAGCAUUGGGAGGGAGCCCUUGCAGUGUUGGGAGGGAACCCCUGCAGCAUUGGGAGGGAGCCCUUGCAGCGUUGGGAGGGAACCCUUGUAGCAUUGGGAGGGAACCCUUGCAGC
This is a messenger RNA of Scomber scombrus (Atlantic mackerel), 1528 nucleotides long. RefSeq names its product duboraya (gene dub). Lineage: Eukaryota; Metazoa; Chordata; Actinopteri; Scombriformes; Scombridae. The transcript is spliced from 7 exons. The record is from RefSeq and is a predicted model, not a curated record. Bases 39 to 1052 code for a protein of 337 amino acids.